Molecule: messenger RNA, 825 nt
Organism: Fulvia fulva
Lineage: Eukaryota; Fungi; Ascomycota; Dothideomycetes; Mycosphaerellales; Mycosphaerellaceae
Exons: 1
Coding region: 1-825 (274 amino acids)
Source: RefSeq, a predicted model, not a curated record
AUGACCCUCUUCCAAGCCCUCCUCCUCGCGACAUCUCUCGGAUGGACGAUCGUCGAAGCGACACCACCAGCCAACGCGGCAGCGGGAUUACCACCAGCAAUCGAACUCCCAGAUUCUCCAGCAUACAGAAACAACAUCACCUCAAUCGCAAGGACAGGAACAGGCCUACCACCAGCCCCCAUAGUCCGCACCGAGAAAUCGCAGGCAAGCCUCAACGUGCCCUGCCAAACAUGUCCCACCUACAACUCCCCGCGCGUCGAAUCGACCCAAGCCUCUCUCGCCGGCCCUGGGAAACCAACACCAUCAGACCCUCAUCCCAGCGGGCCCAAGAUCACAGAACCGUCUGCUACGAAGCAGUCGCAAGUGAAUCCCGAAACACCUACAGCAUCCCCAUCAUCACCACCGCCCGAAGAAACGACCCCACCAGCAGCAUCGACCGUCCCACGUAUCCCCAUCCCAGAACGCACGCGCACGACUCUUGACGCUCCUUCAGCGCCCUACACGAUCGGUCCUUCCUACACUAUAAUACCCGGCUCCUCCGCCAUCGUGGUAUCCGGUACGACAUAUAGCGCCGCGGCGACCGGGACGGAGGUGUAUGUGAAUGGCCAAGUGGUGUCGACGAGCACGGUGACGAUUGGAGGGACUGCAGGAGCGGUUGGGACAGCGACGAGUAGUGGAGGGGGUGAGGAUGCGGGCGGGAUAGCGACGGAGAGUGGGAGUGAGGCUGCUUUGCAGACUGGAGGGAGUGUCGAGGGUAAAGGUAGGGCUGUUGAGGUGGUGGGUUUUGCGGCGGGAGUGGUGAUGUUGGUGGUGGCUAUGAUAUGA